Dicentrarchus labrax (European seabass) is the source of this 3909-nucleotide messenger RNA. RefSeq names its product sphingosine-1-phosphate receptor 1 (gene s1pr1). Gene Ontology annotation, cellular component: membrane. Lineage: Eukaryota; Metazoa; Chordata; Actinopteri; Moronidae. Gene Ontology annotation, molecular function: sphingosine-1-phosphate receptor activity. The record is from RefSeq and is a predicted model, not a curated record. The transcript is spliced from 3 exons. The coding region runs from base 367 to 1488 and encodes 373 amino acids. Gene Ontology annotation, biological process: angiogenesis; sphingosine-1-phosphate receptor signaling pathway.
CCUCAUCUCGGCUCCCUUUUCAGUCUCCGAGCGGCAAAGUGGAGCCAUGGACUGGUCACGUGUCCAGAAACCAGUAUGGAGCCAGUAUGGAGCCACGAAAAUACAUCGUGGAGAGCGGGAGGAGGGCAGCACCUUCAUCCUCCUCAUCCUCCUCAUCCCCAGUGUGUGUGUGUGUGGUCGCUCUCGGCUCUGUGUCGCGCUGCUGUCGGACUGUUUCUGGCUGUCCUGCGGACUCUGACUGAAGGACCAUGUCCCCCUCCAGCAGCAGGACUCUCUCUGCUCCUCUUCAGGGCUACUACCUGACAUGAAGGACUGAAGUGUGAGGACGUGGCGCCCCCUGCUGGACUCCCGCUGCCGCUGCAGACCAUGGCUGAGCCCAGCUACUCCGACCUGAUCGCCAAACACUACAACUACACCGGCAAGUUCCGCAAGACGCAGCACGACUCUGGUCUGAAGGCCGACUCGGUGGUCUUCAUCAUCGUGUGCUGCUUCAUCAUCCUAGAGAACAUCCUGGUCCUGACCACCAUCUGGAGGACCAAGAAGUUCCACAAACCCAUGUACUACUUCAUUGGGAACCUGGCGCUGUCCGACCUGCUGGCCGGUGUCGUCUACACCGCCAACAUCCUGCUGUCGGGUGCCAACACGUACAAGCUGACGCCCACGCAGUGGUUCUUCAGAGAGGGCAGCAUGUUCGUGGCACUGGCAGCGUCUGUCUUCAGCCUGCUGGCCAUCGCCAUCGAGCGCCACCUCACCAUGCUGAAGAUGAAGCUGCACAACAACGGCAACACGUGCCGCGUCUUCCUGCUCAUCAGCACCGUGUGGAUGAUCGCGGCGGCACUGGGUGGCCUGCCGGUGAUGGGCUGGAACUGCAUCCAGAGCAUGACGCAGUGCUCCACCGUGCUGCCGCUCUACCACAAGACCUACAUCCUGUUCUGCACCACCGUCUUCAGCAUCAUUCUCAUGGCCAUCGUGGUGCUCUACGCUCGCAUCUACGCGCUGGUGCGCACACGCAGCCGCAAGCUCGUCUUCCGCAAGGUGUCCAACGGCCGCAACGCCGGCGCCAACAUCAAGAGCUCGGAGAAGUCGAUGGCGCUGCUGAAGACCGUCAUCAUCGUCCUGAGCUGCUUCAUUGCCUGCUGGGCGCCACUCUUCAUCCUGCUGCUGCUGGACGCCGCCUGCGAGACGCUGAGCUGCCCGAUCCUCUACAAGGCUGAGUGGUUCCUGGCACUCGCCGUCCUCAACUCCGCCAUGAACCCACUCAUCUACACGCUGACCAGCAACGAGAUGCGCCGCGCGUUCCUCAAGACGCUACUGUGCUGCACCGCUUGCAUCCGGCCCAACGCCAAGUUCACUGGGCCCAUCGUGGGAGCGGAGUUCAGCCGCAGCAAGUCAGAUAACUCCUCCCACCCCAACAAGGAAGAGGCGGAGCAUUCGCCGAGGGAGACGACGACGGCAGCGUCCUCGGGGAACAUCGCCUCAUCGUCCUAAACGAGCCGUAGUGUGUCAGAAGUAGAGUUUGUGUUUGUACAGGAGUGAACGCCGCCCGGCGACGGCUUCGUGGACCGAUCAGCUGAUCAGGACUCACAGCACUUAUGGAGACUGGUUGAACUGGUUUAACUGGGACCAGUGAACCCUCAGAUAGAGAGGGCCUCGCUUUGUAGGAAGCUCACACCUGUAACGCCUCCAACACACCUGCAGGACGGUCGACCUGCCAGAGUCCAGAGUCCUGAUGCUCUCGACGGCGAAUCAUUGACGAGUUCUGAUCAAUAACAUCAGAUCUGAGCUUCGUACAAAGUGUUAUUGAUCCUCGUAGAAGAAGAACUGUAUACUGACCCUCUAAGAACAACUAGAACAUGUAGCUUAAACACACCAAUAUUUAAGAAGACAAAUGAAUUGAUGGACGUUUGUUUUUCUUCCUUAAAAACGUUUCACACAUGGACUCAGAGCUCAGGUGCUUCUCACAUUAAUAUUAAAUAUUAAUAUUAAACAUCAAUAUUAAACAUUAAUAAUAAACAUUAAUAUUAAACAUGAAGGAAAUCAGCUGCAGUUGUUCUGUGUUUCAACUUUAAUGUCAACGUUUCGGUCUCUGAGUUCGUCAGCUGGUGGAUGAUAGGGAGAUGUGGAUUUUCCCAUUACUGAACAGUACCCUGAACAUCACAUAACCUCAAUGGUACGUGUCCACGGGCGUUUUGGGACCCUCCUACAAACACUUCCUGGAUGCACCUGACUGGACGAAUGCUUUGUUAUUGCAUCUUCACUUUAGAUCCACAACCAGUAUCAGUGUGGACUGUAUAGAGUUUACAGAGACUCAUUUACAUAAAGUAGCCUCAACCUCAACUUUAUACAAAUGAGGAGCGGCCAAAGUGACGCUCUGUCUCUCGAAACACACCGCUGUGGUACCAGAAUGCAUUGCAUCACUGCUCACAUAGACAAUGAAUGGAAGGUGUGGAAAUGACUGAUCCUGUGAACACAUAAUUCUUUGCGGUUUUAUUGGCAUUAAGCUAACUGUGUGUUUACACCAUCCACAGAAGAUGACUGUCUAAAUUCGGAGCCAGAGUCUGUGCAGUAGUGAUCGGGGCUGGCGCCACUGUAUCGAGGUCCCGCCCAUACGGCGAGCAGGGCUCAGCUGUCAAUCAUGACGUGAAACCCUCUUUUUAUAUCUUCUUCUAAUAGCUAAUUAAAACCAAACUAAUGAUAAAAAGGAACAAACAGCAGUCAGCCACCAGGGGGAGAUAGAGAGAGAGAGAGAGAGUCUAUACUCUAGUCAGCCACCAGGGGAAUAUAUAGAGAGAGAGAGUCUAUACUGCAGUCAGCCACCAGGGGAAUAUAGAGAGAGAGAGAGUCUAUACUGCAGUCAGCCACCAGGGGGAGAUAGAGAGAGAGAGAGUCUAUACUGCAGUCAGCCACCAGGGGGAGAUAGAGAGAGGACGUUUGGGGCAUCAAAGUAGUUAUUUUUAGAAUAUUAUUUCACGACUUUUAGAAACGACCCUCAGAACAAAAGGUCCAGACUGGAGGUUCUCCGUGAGAAGUGCUGGUACCCAGUACUGUGAGACUGUGAGCUUCAUUUCUAUAAAAUAAAUGGAUGUAAAGUCUCAGAGAGGCACCUGAACUCUGAAUUAAUGUGUUUGUGUUGUGACAUUUUUGUACAAAGUUAACUGUGUAAAAGUUGUAGAAACUGUUAUUUUCUACUUCCUGUCUGUGUCACUGUUGUCAGUGUAGUCACAUUAAUUUAUAUCUGAAACCAGGAUGGAAAAAAUGCAUUUUGUUUGUCAGAUAAAUGAAUGUGUUGUUUCAGAAAUAUAGAAGCUCAUUUCUGCCAAGAAACGAACAAAAAAAUAACAUUAAAAAAUCUAUUAAGGAACAAUUAAAACAUGAAACAUUGAUCAUGUUUAAGAUUCAACGUUAAUUUCUGACGUUUUCUCCCCACAAGGUCCAUUUAAUAUCUGUUCUGGAACCUUUGAGCAUCAUCACAUGAUCUUCAUCAGCAGAUUUGCAGAUCAAAAAUAAGUUUUGAGUCCUUUAAUUUCUCAUAAUAAAAUUUAAAUAUCUCAAUUUUUUUGGGAUAAACCCAUGAAGAUCAUGUGAUAUGACUGAAAGCUCCAGGAUGGCCACUGAAUGGACCUUCAUGAAGUAUCACAAUUUUUAUUUUUAUUUUCUAUGUUUCUGUUCAGAACCUCACAAAGAAAAUUCACAUUUUAAGUUGAUAAUUUUCUCACCAUCGUAUUUACCUUUUGGCAGUAACGGGAUUCCGUAUGGAUCAGACUCUGUUACCAUGGUGACCAUCUUCUGUCCAGCUGAUCGAUUAAUUAAUACAAUAAUUUCAGUUUGUCUGUGAGUGCGCACUGUUUAACUCCCGAAUGUUGGUUUGUUGUAAGCGAUUAAUAAAGACACAAAUAGAGACACCGAAAA